AUGGACCUAGUGCUUGAGUAUGCCACAGACCUGCUCGCCCAAUGGACGACCGUCUCGCUACGACAAGCUACCUAUAUCGUACCUAGCACCGGUCAGCGUGUACACGGUGUUCCUAACCCUGCGGCCGAAUUUGAAAACGACAAUGAGCGCACACCUUUGCUGCAGCCAGACCGUUGCACUGAGGAUGGCGGAUGGUGGUACCCAGGCUGGCUGCAACGAGCCGCCGCUACCACCGACUCGGUACGCACUUUUAUACAGUCCGAAACUGGAAAAGGGAUUUUGAAAUGUAGCCUCGCGUACUUGCUAGGCACAAUGGCGACGUUUGUCCCAGUACUAUCUCAGUUCCUUGGUCAGCAAGGCGGGAAACACACCGUUGCAACUGUUACUGUGUACUUCCACCCCGCUAGGACUAAGGGUAGCAUGAUCGAAGCACUCAUGCUAGCUAUGAUUGCUUUUUGCUAUGCCGCCUUCAUUACUAUCACCAGUAUGAGCGUCUCGGUACUCUUUGAAGAUGUAUUCCACUUGCUCCCUCUUGGCCAUGCAAUCAUACUGAUUGUCUUUUGUGGAGGUGGACUCGGCUUCAUUGGAUGGGUGAAACAGCGGCGUGGCAACCCGUUGGUUAAUGUGGCCUGCUCCCUUGCUUCGCUGGCCAUAAUCACAGUUCUCACCAAGGAGGGAGCUGUUCAGCGAGGAGAUUUGUCCCUGGCCAAAAUCUACCAGGUCUUCAAAAUGAUCAUUAUGGGAGUCAUAGCUACAAUGACAGUUUGUUUUGUAGUUUAUCCGAUCUCUGCAAAGCGAAAGCUACGUCAAACUAUGGUUGAGAUGACAGAUUCCCUAUCCGAUAUGCUGGAAAUCAUCACCGAGGGCUUUAUAUACGGCGGUUCGGGAACGGAGAGUAGGCUGGAGCAGGGGCCAUUUCUUGACGCCUCAAAUAGGAACAAAGCGGCAUAUUCGAAAAUGGAAAAACUUCUGAGAGAAGCAAAACUUGAACAUUACGUUGCUGGCACGGAGAAGGAAUACCAACUUGAACAGAAACUUGUCCGUUGUAUUCAGGAUAUUUCCCAAAGUAUUGGUGGUCUACGAAGCGCGGCUGCGCUCCAGUCCGAUAUUCUGAAGCAAUUCCAACAGCCACCUCGGGAGAGAAGUUCUUUCGAUACCUUGCGAUCACCUCGCAACCACUCUCCUCCCCCUAGCCUGAAUAGGUCAGGUUUAACAUCGAGCCGCUCUGAUGAUAUACAAUCACCGACAAAUUUUGGAACAAUUGCUGCUACUGACUAUCCACGAACGGGUAAUAAUAGUACUGACUUUGUUCAAGCACCCGCUGAAAUUUUUGAAAGAUUCAUUAUCCAUCUUGGGUUGUCAAUGAACUCACUAGCUUACACGCUGAGGGAGAUUCUUCGUGAGCUCCCUUAUGGGCCAGCUCCGGACUUUAAAGUCACGGUCAAUAGCAAGUUUCGAACAAGCCUAGACCGUGCACUUGAACUAUACCGAAGCUCCCGUAAUGAUGCACUAACGCUCAUAUACAACCAAAAGGAUUUAAUUAUGACUGGUGGCAAACCUCUUGGAGUUGAAGCAGACCUAGAAGAGGUUGCUGCCAGCUGUGGUCACUUUAGUUUUUCCCUGCAAGAGUUCGGUGAACAGCUUAAAGAGUUUCUUGGUAUACUUGACAAACUUCAACUCGAGGCAGAAGAGCGGCCGAAUGGGCGAUCAUGGCGUUGGCUUAUUCCGUGGGCCUCAGAAUCAGGAGCAGAUGAUGAUUUGGCCCCGUUAGAUACAGCCAAAGCAGACGUGGUCUCACUCGCCGUAUUUGGAUGGGCAAUGUCCCUUUGGACAGCUUAUAUCAUUUUAGCACAAGGGAAGGGGCCAAUGGGAAGGUUUAUUAUGCUUACCUAUAACCUCACGGUGCUCUACGCCUAUUCAUUAUCUCAAGAGGGUGGUGACAAUGACGUGGAUGAAGGUGGAGAAAACCCAGUUAUCGCUGAUAUCGCUCUACACCGUGUAGUAGCUGUAUUUUCUGGUAUUCUAUGGGGAAUUAUCAUCACAAGGAUUAUCUGGCCAUCCAGUGCCAAAAGAAAACUCAAAGAUGGUUUAAGUGUACUUUGGCUCCGUAUGAGUGUCAUCUGGAAACGCGACCCCUUGUCCACCAUGAUUCGUGGGGGACCGACGACUCUUUAUUUCGAUGUGCAGGAAAAGAUACAACUACAGCUUUUCUUGAGCCACCUCGACUCUCUUCUAGUUUCGGCAAGAUCCGAAUUCUCGUUGAAACGGCCAUUCCCAGAUGCUGAAUAUGGCGCACUUGUUGCCAGGUCGAGACGGCUACUAGAUGCCUUUCAAGCCAUGAAUCUUGAGAUAAUGAAGAACCUCACAGCUUCUGAAGCCGCCGUUGAUAUUCUUGGGACGACAUUAACCUUUCUCAAAGUGCUGGCAUCCUCGAUGAAACUUGGAUACGCUUUGAACGAAGUCCUCCCCGACACUGAGCACGCCAGGGAUCGCCUGCUUGCCCGGCUUCACCACUUCCGGAGCGACAAACAGGCCUCCCAGCUGACCACGGAUGAAGACUAUGCUCUUCUGUAUGCAUACGCACUCGUUACUGCGCAGCUGUCUACCGAAAUCGUGGUGUUGAUGGAGGGUCCCUCGCGCCCGGCCUCCGCGCUCUUCACCAUGCAGAUCGACCCUGCGGCGCUGACAGGGACAACUGACUUUGCUUCAGUGGUGUCAGCGUCCACAACCAAGGCUGCCUCAGUCGCUCCUCCGAUAACACAGAAAACAACGAAGGCUCUUAUAUCUGUUCCGCGUCUCGAUGUCGAACCCAUUUAUACUGAACUGAAGGGCGCAAUUGGGGAUGGCUGGACCGAAUACAAGCAAGCGACAACACUAUUCUUACUUGGUCACCUUAACCAAAAUGAAUUUACCGCUCGCGCCACCCCGUUGCUGUCUGUUGAUCCGAAGCGCGAACGCCUUCACAAUAACUUCGUCUGCGCGCUUUUAGGGAACUUAUCCAGGGACCUGCCCGACCAUGGAGUUGCGAGCUGGGUUUCAGCAAAUGAUAAACCUACGGUGGUAUCGAAACCGGCCUCGGGGGAUGCUGCUGAACAGCGCCUCAAGACCGAGGUGAUGCAACUACCUCCGAGAGAUAGACGGAGACUAAAGGCGAUUCCAGAGUCUGACUCGAACGUCAUCCCAAAUUCCCUUGAGGAAUAUCAGUUGGCAAAGCAGAUCAGGUUACCAGAUCAGGUUCCUGCAAGCGCGGGUGGAUUGAACAAGACAACCUACAUGGCUAUUGCGACAGAAAAUUUCGUGAAAACCUUUCUCUCCAAUGUCUUCGGCAGGACCAAGUCCAACGGUCCUUCCGGAACUAUAAAUGGAACAACGACAAGAAGAUAUCGUCGGCAGUUAGAGCGUGAAGAGAUGGCAUUUACCCGCGGAGAAUUAGUGAGAAAUACUACCAAUGGCCUUCUUCCCAUCGAAGCCAAGGAAGCUAGCAUUCGUCAACCGCUAGGGUUACGUGACCUAAAACUGACCUUGGACCUUGCACCGGGUGCACUUGGCCAUAUGCCUCUUGUUAUUAGCCAAAUCAUGGACGGAUAUCUCGAGGAGGAGCUUGAGGCGGAAAGCCAGUGUUACUUAUUGGAGGCCAACGGUGGAGUUGACGCUUCGGACCAAGUGUCAUCUGGAGAUGAAAUGGAUGUCGACGAAGAGCCAUGGGAUUGGGAGGGUGCAACUGCUGCAGAUCAUAACCAGCUAAGCUCAAUCCUGGAUGAGUGCCUUUCCAUGGCCGCCUGA
This is a messenger RNA of Arthroderma uncinatum, 3783 nucleotides long. RefSeq lists its product as uncharacterized. Bases 1 to 3783 code for a protein of 1260 amino acids. The record is from RefSeq and is a predicted model, not a curated record. Gene Ontology annotation, cellular component: SAGA-type complex. The transcript has 10 exons. Lineage: Eukaryota; Fungi; Ascomycota; Eurotiomycetes; Onygenales; Arthrodermataceae.